AUGAGCCCGGGCUCAGAAAUUGAUAUUUGGAUAUUGUUGCCCCGCACGAGGGUUUCUUCGGCGGCCGCGCCCCCAUCCCUCUGCUGCCGCCCUGCGGUGCCUGUCCUCGGUCUGCGGUCGCCAAAUACGGACGAGAUCGACAGGAUCCGCCGCAUCUCGCGCAACACCCAGCCGCUGCUGCUCAUCGGCCAUGCAGGGAGCACGGACGAGCUGCUCGUCGACAUCCAUCCCACAGCACCGCCGAAGACGGUGCGCCAGCCUCCUCGACAGCGCGCGGCUCCUACUUGCCACACGAACGGCCGCGUCGCCAAGCUGCAGCGGGUGCCGCGGCGGACGAGGCACCGCUUGUGUCAGAGCCCGAAGCGCCCGUGGAGCUGGCACGGUGGUGGCUCUGCUGUAUGUGGGAGCUCGGUUCCGUCCUCAACUUCCUCCACAGCUGAAAUUGAAUUGUACAAGGAGCUUGAACCAUCGACUCGCUUACUGAUCUUGAAAGCAAUAUGCGACAUACGUGUCGAGAUUGUUAGAAAGCUUAUUUCACUAUGCCGAGAAGCAAUACAGGGGCAUGAAGCAAGCGAGCAGGUGUGUGCAGCGACCUGCUACUGCACUAAUAGCCUUGACAGAGCACCGAGGCCGGCUCGACAGGGCAUGCCGCCUGCCGGUGGACACCUGGAUGUGCGCGUCGGAGAUGGACCCGCUUCAUUGCCUCUGCAGCCUAGACAGAGCUCCGCCAGUGCUGAGACGUGCUCCCGUCGUUGUUGGCUGUCGAAUUUGCAAUGCAAUCCAUCCCUAUGUCGAUGUCUUAACCACUUCGUACUUCUGCACAAUCCGCAGAACAUAGCAGCUGCCGCAAUUUACCCAUUGAUUUCUUGGAGUGAUCCAAACCUAGGAAAGCCUGCUACUUGUGCAAGCAACAGGGUAAGAAGUUUCAGUUUUCUUACUAAUGCACCUCAAUUUGAAAGGUUAGAACAUUUUAUUCACCCGUCCUAUUUUUUAUCUAUACUGAUGAUCAUUUUUUCAUCUCUGUGAUCUUCUUUGCUCCAGUUGUGUUAAUACUUUGUUUGCACGUCAGUGGAAAUUAAAAUUUCUUGCUACCAUGAGAGUUACUCCAUGUCAGUAUGUACAUGCAGAUGUAAGCAAUGGAGAAACUCGUGCAGAUGAUGAUUGAAGCAUUCUUCACGAAUUUUCCAACCUAAACUGGCUACAGAGUUGGGGAAAAGACGAGUCUAGGCUCUUGAUGAACACAUCUUCUUUCCCAGAUGACUAACAGUUGGCACCUCUAUACAUUACAUCAGGCCAACGCUACAAAGCCCCUGUUUGGGAAUAUUUGACUCAGAGCUUUUGCUGAAUGGUAUUGUCGUCCAGAAGUUAGAGUUCGAAAGGCAUGUCCUGGUGCUCCUCACGUUCUGGGAUGAUCAAUCUCCUAUUAUACAUGGCGACGUACACAGGACAAGCCCAAGCUAGCUGAUUAAAAGGCACACAAUCUGUGUACGCAACAAGAGUUGUUGGCGGCUAAAAUCAUGAAGCAACGGACUAACAAAUUGUGGCCAGCAUACACGCAGGCAAAGAUAGCCAAUGUAUUUGCAUGUUUUCUUGACUUAGACUACAAUGCAUUUUCCAUGAAAUAAAUUAUCUUGCCAUCUGCUCUUUAGAUACAGACAUAGAAUAGAUUAAAUGUAUAGAUGUCGGCACAAAUUUCAAAUUUUGGGACGUAACCAAAAUAGUUGGCUAAACUUUGGGAGACAAAGAGAAUAAUUGUAGUUGUGUACAACGAGAAACUCCCUUUCUUUUGAAAUCAUAGUCUGAAAUCAUACUAUAUAAGAGGGUACUUUUGCAACAUGUGCAUUUUCUUACUUCCGAAAUCAUACUAUAUCUUCCCUAAUUAAUAAUAAAGCAGUUACUGCUUCUGGUCGUCCGUCGUCGCUAGCGAUUUUGCAUAAAAGUCCCUUGGUUUAUAAGAAAUUAACCCGCAGUCCCUGUUUUAGUAGGUCUCUAUAUAACGUUUCAAUUUUACAAAAAAGCCCCUCUAAUCCCGCACGGGCGCGAAGCGGACCGCGCCGCCGCCCGCAGCUCCCGCCUGCCCUCGCUCCCCUCGCGCCCGCAAGCUCCCGCCUGCCCUCGCUCCCCUCGCGUCCGCAAGCCGCCUCGCCGGCGACCCCACCCCUCCGCCCCGCCCCGCCGUCGGCGACCUUCACCGCCAGACCUUCGUCUGCUUCGCCGCCUCGCCCCUCUCGCCUCUCCUCCUUCUUCUCAAUCUCCUCUCACCUCUCUCCCUCUUUCUUGCUGGACAGGGGCCUCCAUGGUGCCGCCGACCCUCAAUCUCGCCGGAUCCGGCCGCCCCCACGCCAAAUCCGCCGCAAAUGGAUCCACCCCCGGCCGGAUCCGACCGGGCCCCGCUGUCGUUGCCACCGGAGCGCUCCUCCUCCCCACCGUGGCACAUCCUCUCUAGGUCGCCGGAUCCAGUGCCAUGCCGGCCACGGCCAGAGUUGGAGGAGCUGUUGUCUACUACCUUUCCCUAAAGCGGUGAGCCCUCUACAAUGGAGACGACGUCGUCUCGUCGUGCACACCACGGGGGUUAACGGCAGAGCAGAAGCCCGCGCCCCUACUCCCCACCGCGCCAUAUCCUCUCCAGGUCACCGGAUCAGGCGGAGAUCCCUGCCAGCCGAUGAUGAAUCAUACCCUUCAUAUCUAUACAUCCCCACCCCCCUCAAGAGAAAUCUGGAGGCAAGAAUAGGUUUAAGUUCUCCCACGGCUGCUCUUCUAAUUUUUUACUUAAAUUAGGUAAAGAUUUGCUUGUUCUCUCUCUGCAAUUCAAAUGUGCUAGACGCUUGAAAUACUUAACCUCAUUUGGUUUAGAGAAAUAAAUAAUUCACACAGAUAGUAGAAUACUUAGACGACUUUGAGAAACUUUGGUCAUUAAAACUGAGGAUAUAUGAGUGAGCAUAGAAGAACACAAGUCUAUUCAAAGCAACAGAAUGUAGUAGUUACUUAACAGGCCAGAUUAGUUUCUGUAGUUACCUAUUUUUGCUCUGUCAAAGUGUAAGAUAAUGUUCAUCUCAAUCCAAGAGGUGUAAAUGAUCAUGCCAUCUAAUAAUGGUAUCGAUGUUUGGCUUUGUUUGGCGACUGGAAUUUUCUAUUUCGAAAAGUUACUGGUGAUGGUACAUCAGAAUCGGCAAACUCUACAGGGUUUAAGCAAGUGGUACUAAAAAGUACUUCUAGAAAUUUACAAUGCCUAGGUGGUUUGAUGUUCCAUGUUCAUCACUUUUGCGAAUACUUUGAUAGGACUAAAUGAAUAACAGAACCCUUUGUGCUCUAUAUGAUUUACCGAGAGGAUUGGGCUAGGAGUUAGUUUAAUUUGUAUGUUAGGACAAAGAUGAUUCAGUGAUGAAAUUACAGUUGCUAAUUCAAUGUAUAGAUCCUACUCUGUACACAUUGACAUUCUUAUCAGCAAUUUAAUAUGUCCUAUCUUUUUGACCUUGGAACAGUAGGGGAGCCCCCUAUGGUAUUUUAAUAUGACCUAUCUCAUUCGCCGUUAUUUCUGCUGAAGAUUAUUUGAAAUUAUCAGGCAGUGGCCCUCUUCAAGUCCUACUUUGGUGGAACUUUUGAUCAAGAUGCUAUCAGGAAUAACUUGGUGCUAAUAUACAAACUUCUUGAUGUGCAGAGAUUAUGGACUUUGGUUAUCCUCAGAAUCUCUCACCUAAAUUUUUGAAGUUAUACAUAACCCAGGAACGUGUACGGUCGCCAUUUUCCUCCAAGCCUUCAGAUAAGCCUGUUCUAAAUGCGACCCUGCAAGUUAUCGGUGUUGUUGGUUGGAGAAGAGAUGGUAUUGUGUACAAGAAGAAUGAGGUAUUUGAAUUAAAUUGUAGGGAGGCUUCAGUUGUAUUCAGAAAAAAAACAUAGCACCAACAUUUAUAAUGGUCCUAGGUUCCUAUCAGAGCGGGGGCUACUAGCAAUGCCAUCAUCCUACAUACAUUUUAAAAUGCAUCUCAGUUCUAAUACAUAUUGUACAUGAACCAGCAUUCGUGUUAGAACAAUGGCCCAUAUUUUCCUCUGUUUUUGUUUCUUUGUUGUCUUUAAUGUCAUCUCAUUUUUACAUUCUGUUCUUCUCGCAUGUUAGGUUUUCUUGGACAUUAUUGAGAGCAUAAACCUUCUUAUGUCUUCUAAAGGGAUUUUAUGGACCAUCAAAUUUUACUUAUCUGGUCUGAGGUUUCUCGUGUCUUUCCUGUUCAGCUAUUUGAUGUCCAUUGUGUAUAUUUCUUACAUUUCUGCAGGGCGUGUUCUAUGAUGUGACGUGACUGGAAAGAUUCCAAUGAAGUGUUUCCUUUAUGGAAUGCGCCUAUCUGAAGUUGGGAAUAAAUGCCAAAAUUUAAAUGGCUUAGUAACAUCAUUUUUUCUUUGGGAUGUGUGUCUCCUAUUGAGUGUCAUGGCUAUUGGCAUUCUUAUAUUCAACAUAAAAAUGUAUUCAUAGCUUUUUCAGGCUAUUGGCAUUCUUAUAUUCAGCAUAAAAAUAUAUUCAUAGCUUUUUCAGAGUACGCAUAAAUGCUCAAUAAACUAUUGCAUAGAAUUUUAAUUAAGCGACAUGUGAGAAUUUUUCUGGUUAUAACCUUUAAGAGGAAAUUAGUUUAUUUUGGUAGUAUGUGUCUCCUAACUUGAAUGAAUGCAAACUUUGUAUGUUAAGGUUAUAAGCACGCUUACUUGGAUGGUUGGAUGCACAAACCUCUAACCACAUUAGUGAACUACAGUGUCAUUUUUCUGGCCCUGUAAAAUUGUAAUUAUGCAUAUUCAAUGCGACAUUUGCACGCUGUAAUUCUAUAUUCGGUGCUAAUAUGCUCGCUACCAUGUUGGUCUUCUGAAGCCUUCAUCUCUGCAGGGUCAAACUUUUGAUUUUGGCACUUAGUAAACUACAUCUUGUGCAUUGGAGGAGGUAGCCCCUGGACUGGUGAAGACGUGAAGGGCGACACGAGGAGGCUUGCGGUGGUCGUUCCAGGAGCAUCUCUUCGACAAGUAGCAGUGCACUACGUUGGACAGCUACCAACCGAGACGGCCGGCUGCCUGACAAGGACACCAUUUCUGGUCUUACAGUCCUGGAGCGGUGAGCAUCUGAGCUUCCAUCACCGAUCUGAAUAACAAACUUGCGGCGCUCCUUAGCGUCACUGAUUGAAACAUUAGCAACAACAAUACUUGCUUCAGGCUUAAGGAGUAAAGAACGGCAAGCAUGGAUGACAGAGGGACAACACCUGCUCCAAAUUUGAAAAAUCCAGGAGGUUUACAACAGGCAUGCAAGGUCCUCGAAAAGUUCAAGUAAGUGCUAUACGUGACGUAGAGGAGAAUGCUAUGUAGGACAUGCACAUGUAGUUGCUGCUUCUAAAGAACGGCACAAGUUUGGACCAAACGCUGGGAGAAUACAAAAGGUAUAAUUGCAUAAAGUUUACUACUGUAAUAGAUCCAGGUUGCAGUGAUGAAGAGGACAAUGAUGUGUAGGACAUAGUGGUCGUUACUUCUAUAGAUUCAGAAGGAUGCAGGUUCGGAUCAAUUGUCAAGAUGAUACAAAAGGUGUUGCACAAAUUUUACAUACUACGUUGGGUGAUUUGUUUGGCAUUCA
Messenger RNA from Triticum urartu, 5599 nucleotides. The record is from RefSeq and is a predicted model, not a curated record. Lineage: Eukaryota; Viridiplantae; Streptophyta; Magnoliopsida; Poales; Poaceae.